CUCCGACAGGGGAGGUCUGUACCACGGUCGUUCGUCUCGUGAUCUGACGAUAGUCCACGGUGGGUAGCGUCGCGACACACACACACGCCGUUCAAACGUCAGCGGUUCCAUCAUGUUGUGACGUAGCACUCGCAACGUCGCGUCGCGUCGAUCGUCUCGUCAUCGCGAAGAUGUACGCGCGAUAGGGGAUAAAAGCGACGCGUUGCCUCCGAGAUCGCGACCACCGCCACUCGCGAGCAACAGAUGUGACAUCGUACGCGGCUCGUUCUUUAUAUUUAGUUGAUCAAGAUUUCCUCAGUUAGUAACACACGGUACGGCACGCUCGGCAACGCUAAUGACGGAUCUCGGGCGUUUCACUGACGGGAGAUAAAGGGAAACGUUCUCACUGUUCGGGGACCGAGUCGUGGAUGGAUAACAUCGGCCACCGGCGGAUAAAUAAGAAAAAUCACCGCGGAAUCCACGCUCUCUCGCGAUCGCUGCGAGAAUCGUUCGCCGUUGCGCCGUUCUAAGGGCUCACCUGCGGCUUCGCUCGAGGGCACCGGAGCGCGCACGAGGAGAGUAAAAGGCGAAGGAAGAGAAUUCCUUUGUCCUCCGUGGCGGAGCGAGGUGGACGAACAGUGGAGAGAGGGACGGCCGAACGGAGCAGCACGCGGUCGAGUUUCUGCCUUGGAGUAUACCUGUCAGUGAAGCUCGACAGAGACGGCUGUUAAACGAGAGGAGAGAGACGCCCGGUGAACGGCCGUCGUUGUCGUUGCCAGCGGCAAAGGGCAACAACCACGCUGCGGCUGGAGUCUCUACCUACUAUCCAAGGCCAGGGCGUCGCGGCCCACGCGGUCCUUUGUAACCACGACGCGUCAUCCGCGGGCUCCGAGAAGAAGUAACGCAGUGACGAUCGAUCGCCCCUGUGUGAUCGCGCGAGAUGCCCCGGAAUCAUUAGCGACCAGCGCGCCCACUUUUCCUCGCUUCUUCCCCGGCGAUUUCGGGCGGGAGUGAAGGUGCUUCGGUUUCUCUCGUGAUCAUGCAGCGGCAGAGGCUAUCGGACGCCAUGACGAUGGUUAGGGCAGCUGUUCUCGCAGCUGUCCUGGCGCAGCUACUGGGCCCUAGCGUGGCCAACAGGCCCGCCGGUGCUCACCCCGGACACGCUUACUUCGAGCAGCCAUGCUGCGGCCGAUCCCACCUCAGACAUCACAAAGAACACGUGCGGGAAUUCAGCUGCGGCAUGCUGUACUACAGGACGCUCUAUCUGGACAGUAAGAGGGACGCCCUGUACGUCGGAGCUAUGGACAAGAUCUUCAGGCUAAAUCUGAGCAACAUCAGUCAUUCCAGCUGCGAGAGAGACGCUUUAAAUCUGGAACCCAGUAACGUUGCGAACUGCGUGUCCAGAGGCAAAUCGGAGCACUUCGACUGCCGAAACCAUAUAAGAGUGAUACAGCCAAUGGGAGACGGCAAUCGGCUUUACAUGUGCGGUACGAACGCGCAUUCGCCCAAAGAUUGGGUGAUUUACAGCAAUCUGACUCACUUACCGCGCCACGAGUUUGUCCCGGGGGUGGGAAUGGGCAUCGCCAAGUGCCCUUACGACCCUGCGGACAAUUCGACGGCGGUCUGGGUCGAAAAGGGCAAUCCCGGGGACCUGCCGGCUCUUUAUUCCGGCACGAACGCCGAGUUCACCAAAGCCGAUACUGUAAUCUUUCGCACGGAUCUCUACAAUUUGACUACCGGCCGCAAAGCGUUCAGCUUCAAGAGGACGCUGAAAUACGACUCCAAGUGGCUCGACAAGCCGAAUUUCGUGGGUUCGUACGACAUCGACAACCAUGUGUUCUUCUUUUUCCGCGAGACCGCGGUCGAAUACAUCAACUGCGGUAAGAGUGUGUACUCCCGCGUGGCCCGAGUUUGCAAGAGGGACACCGGCGGCAAAAACAUACUCGCGCAGAAUUGGUCCACGUACCUCAAGGCCAGGUUGAACUGCUCGAUACCCGGCGAGUUCCCGUUUUAUUUCAACGAAAUACAGAGCAUUUACAAGGUACCGGGCGAUGACACGCGUUUCUACGGCACCUUCACUACCUCGACGAAUGGCUUAAUGGGCUCCGCGAUAUGCUCCUUCCACAUCGACGCCAUCCAAGAGGCUUUUCGCGGAAAGUUCAAAGAGCAAGCGACCAGCAGUAGCGCGUGGCUGCCGGUCUUGUCCAACAAGGUUCCGGAACCGCGGCCAGGCCAAUGUGUUAACGACACAGAAACACUGCCGGACACCGUCCUGAAUUUCAUAAGAUCCCACCCGCUGAUGGACUCUGCGAUCUCGCAUGAGAACGAGAAGCCGGUCUUCUACAAGCGGGACGUCAUGCUCACGCGACUGGUCGUCGACAAGCUGCGCAUCGAUUUCGUGGGCAAUGAUUUGGAUUACACGGUCUACUACGCCGGAUCCAGCGACGGCCGCGUUCACAAGGUUGUGCAGUGGGUUGACAACAACGGCGAGUCGCAGUCGAUCUUGCUGGACGUUUUCGACGUCACGCCCGGCGAGCCGAUACAGGCGAUGGAAAUCUCAAAGGAGCAUAAGGCUCUCUACGUGGCGUCGGAUCAUCGGAUAAAGCAGAUCGAUCUGGUAAUGUGCACUCGGCGAUACGACAACUGUCUGCGAUGCGUCCAUGACCCGUACUGCGGAUGGGAUAAGGAUACGAAUACGUGCAAGCCCUACCAACCGGGACUCCUUCAGGACGUGUCGAACAGCACGGCGGACGUUUGCGACAGCAGCGUCGGCAAGCGGAAGCUCGUCGUCACGUGGGGCCAGUCCGUGCAUCUGGGCUGCUUCGUGAAGAUGCCGGAGGUGCUGGCGAACCAGGAGGUCCGGUGGUAUCAUUACAGCAAGGAGAAGGGACGCUAUCAGAUCGCGUACAAGUACGGCGCCGGCGGGGACAAAUUCAUCGAGACCUCGGAGAAAGGUCUGGUGAUCGUCGGCGUGAACGAGCAGGACGCCGGCAGAUACGAUUGCUGGCUUGGCGGCGCUCUUCUCUGCUCGUACAACAUCACCGUGGACGCGCACAGAUGUUCGGCGCCCGCCAAGUCCAACGACUACCAGAAGAUUUAUUCGGACUGGUGUCACGAGUUCGAGAAGUACAAGUCGGCGAUGAAGAGCUGGGAGAAGAAGCAAGCGCAAUGCGCCUCCAGGCAGAACGACAGUAAUCAGAAUCUACACACGAACGAGGUGUACGGCACUCCCCUCGUCUGAUGGAGUCGAUCGUUGGGUCCCCCGUCGAGCCGAGAUUACGACACGAUGAUACGCAUAAUCGUCCCGCCGAGGAACCACGGCUGGAUCACCACCGGCCGGGUCGGCCUGGCCUUCCUAUUGACCGGUCCCGUCACCGCGCUCGGCGCGCUCAUCACCCGAGGACUCUCGAGCGACUAAGACCGGUCCACGAGCGAACUGGUGCGAACGUAAGUGUGAAAGGACGUACGCGUGAUCGAUCGUGCGUACUAUCAGUGCCACUGUGUGCUCCGAGACUACCUUUCGUCUCGCGCCGCCGAUCGCGAGUGAUCAUCGAGAGUCGACGCCGGCUCGCGCCAGUCCCCCGCGGUCGGUGACCUACGGGGGAGGGGGGGGAUAUUCCAAUUUCGUUCUCGUCGUGCCCACACUUUUCCGUUCGUGUAUAUUUUCGUACUGGCUUCGCUGUAAAUAGAGACGUGUUGUACGUUGCGUACGAGCCAGAGGUGUGCACUGGACUCCUUGCCGGCGCGCGAGUGUUUUCUCAGCGAUGACGACGGAAACCGCCGCCGCGAAGGAACCGACGUCUCGCGUCGAGACGACGGGUGACCCUUCCGUUCUCGCCGUGAAUACCGAUACGAUGAGCGCGGUGAGUGCUGCUGCUCUUCGUGGUGAACGGACUACGUCCUUUGUGUCCGGGGAAUCGCGGGUAGAGUUCCGGUUCCUCGCGUGAGAGAGAGAGAGGCCGAUCGAUGCUGAAGGUUGCACGGAGAAGCGUCGCGCGGUCUUGUUUUCCUGGACUCUCGAUCAACGCUAGACGGAGAGAAUUAAUGUGUAUAUACGACAUCGGAGUCUCCCGUUUACGAAGGACACGCAAUGUUGAUCGCGAUAAUGAGAAAUAUCGCCGUAAUGAAAUAUCGAUCAUCGAGCGCGCCGCCGAUAUGAGAUGAAGCGCGCGACGCGCCGACGAGAGAGAAAGGCGCGUUCUCCUGCAGUCUUUCGCAUCCUGUGAUAGAAGCUCACCGAGGAGCGAGGUCGAGGUUGGCCAACGCGUGGAGUUUCCCAACGAGGCGAGGUAAGCGUCGACUCGCAACGGCGCGCGGCCGACGGAAGAAAGGAAAAACGUCACGUCGGAGGGAGAACAGAAGGAAAAGGAAGAAAAAAAAAGAAAAAAGAAAAACGAAACGUGGCCAACGGCGCGUUUACGACGUCACGCAGGUUACAUAUGAGAUUAUUAUCGGCUUAGAGACCUUCGUGCGAGCCGCGCUGCACACUGGUUAGCUUUCCAUAUCACGUUCGCCACUUUUGCGGCGCGCACGCCUAUUUUCUACUUGCACACCUCCCUCCCCCUUCCCUCCGCAUCCGUUUCCUUCAUUUUCCUCUUCACGUAUCGCAUCUCGACGAUCGCGAGCUGCCGCUAAACCGUUGUCUCUCUCGUUCGCGGAAACUUUCGCGCCGUCUCACCCGAUCAUCGUCAUUAGUCUUCGCGCACCUGUGAAGAGCGAGGGCGGCCGCGAGAAUGUCGCGGUUUUCGUUGGCGCUCGGCCGUCGCCCCGAGGCGCGUCGUGCUCGCGCGGAAGCUCCUCGAGAAGAACCCGUUCGCGCUUCGGUUCGGCGGAGAGCCGUCUUCGUACGUCUCAUCUGACCGCGCGGUGUCAUCGUCGAGAAUUCUCCUUCAAUCAAGGUGCUACGCGCGGGUCUGCUUUCUCCGCAGGAAACCGGUAAGGUCAGACCCGGGGUCUCUCAGACACUCUGUUACCAUCUCCUUCGAAUCCCGUCCCCUUAUCUGAUUCUUUCUCCCACGGAGACACAUACAUACACGGACAUAUAUAUACACACACACACGUACACACGCAUGCAUACGAGAAAUGCGCUCACGCGCCCACGAUGCGCGCUCGGCGCCCGUCUGUGUACGCGACCGGUGCACUGUACAUAUUACUGUACUUAGAAGUCACGUGUACACUUUCCGUAGGUAAGUCUAAUAUUAGUGUAGGAUAUACGUGUUUGCUUAUUAGUUUUCGAUGAGCACGGCCGGAUCUCUCAUUGCAUCCCGCGGUAACGCUGCGCAAACCGCUGCGUAACGACCGCAUCUCACACUGAUGAACGCGGUGCUGGGGCACAUCGAGGCGAGCGAUCGUUUCGACGACUUCCGGACUCGACGCCAUUGCGGGCUACUGAGAGCCGGCAUUCGCGAUUUUUCUUUCGUUUUCUUUUCACGCGUACACACGGCGCGCGCAUAGUUUACACGCCUAGACGACACCGUCGGAUUGAGUCCGCGCAGAGUGGCGCGCCGGUGUAAUUUAGCGAAAUCUGCUUCCCGAAAUCGCAAAAUUCAUCUCGACGUAUGCCCCCCCUUUUUGGUUCGCACCAUUUUGGUUUUGGCGUUUACACUCUUCGAAGCACCGAUGAACGAUCGUCGGUCCGAUCCUCUCACGGUUUUUUCCACCGUUGACGCCGAUACAGUUUUCUGUUGGUCGUCUCGACUUUUCACCGCCGCCCAGAAAGCUUUCUCCGCGAACGGACGUUUUUCUGACUUCGGGAUUCUCUCUGUACAUAGAUAAUAGCGUUAUAUUUUUAUAAAAACAACCUUGGCAGAAAAGGCUCUUUGCUAAAACGCGACGACACGUUUUUAAUCUACCGUCAGUAUUGCCUAUCUGCAUCUAAUCGAGUUGACUGACCGCGGUAACGAAAAAAAAAAAUGGAGAUAAAAUGGGGAGAGAAAUUGUCUCCGUGCGUGUGUGUGUGUGUGUGUAGACAACAUGUAAAUGAAUAUUUUUCGAGUUUCGAGUACGCGCGAAAACAACACGGGAAAAUUCGAUUUCGUACGCGCUUCACCGCUAAUUUUACGAAUGCAUACGUCCUCGUUUAACGAUCGUCCAUUGUAAAUGACGCAGGCUCACACUGUAGUGGAAUUAGCGUUCGUGUUAGCUCCGUCCGACUUUUCCUCGGAGAUCGACAUACAAUACAUUUUGUAAUCAACACAGCAGUACGUCUACCGGUGCUCGCGCAACGCGGUUUGUCGAACGAUCGACGUAUCGAGAGAGCACCCAGCCAGCCAGCCAUAAUCAGCAUACACAAUAAAAAAAAAAACAAAUCGUAGGCUAUAAAGAGUAGUAGGUGAGAUCAUGCGACGCCUUUCUGUACAUGAAUUUCUUCGUGAGUUUCCCCCCGGAAGACCGGUUGCGGGUCGAUGAUGGUUUCGCUCUUGCCCUUAGGUUUGUACAUAGACAUUUGUAUCGCGGCAUACAUGUUCACGGUAUCCUCGGAUAGUACAGCACGGAGAGUGAUGUCCGAUCGAGCCUAGGUGCGGGCGUACGUGCGUGCGCGUGUGCGCACGGUUCGCGACUGUUAUUAAACUUCUGUACAGAGAUCGUCGCGGACGACGAUUUACUUUUUGUACCUAUAGGCUCAACCUAAUCUACGCGGUGUAGGUGCGCGCGUUGGAAAACGAUAGGAUAGAAAGCGGCGGAGGAGGGCGGGGGGGUGCAAUGAUCGGUGAAGCGUUGAGGGAGACGCGAGAGAACGGAAAAUAAAACGGGAGGGUAUAGAUACCUGGAGGUGAGAGGCGACGCCCUAGGAGACGUAAGAGUAACACAAUAAUCGGUAAUCUAAUCCUCGAGUAUGUACUUAUUAUGAGCUUCAACAAGUAUUGAAUAGUAUUAUAACGUAAGUUUAAGGCUAGGCACUCGCGUUAAGGACAAAAAAUCGAGAGACUUCUAGACCGACCGGCCAGCCACGGCAUCGCGCGGAUCGGCGAGAGGACUCGUCGCCGAGAACCUCGAGAACCCAGCGAGCGUUUCCCGCGAGGGACGACCGCGACGAGACGUUUCUCGUUGUUCUGCUUUGUCCACUUGUACCUACAAAUCAUCCUGAAAUUCCUCCAGCCAUCAAACGACGUCCCGGAUCAUAAUAUUGGAUCGCAGACGCGUCUGGAUGUAGAAAAGGGCAUAGCGGUCGAGAGAGAGAGUUAUGUGCGUGUGAGUAUCUGUGAGCGUGUAUACAUCGCGUGCGUGUGCGUCUGCCUGGUAUUGUGUACGUAAACGCGAGCGCGCGCGCGAGGUGAUUGCGUGAUGUCACGGAUUGAUACGUAAAGAAUAGUAACCUACCUAUCGUAUAUCUAAAGAAAGUUAUGAGAGAGAGUAAAAGCAAACGUAAUAUUACGAUAGAAUAGUAAAGUACACGAACUUUGGCUAAGAGCGCCGUCGUGCAGUCCUCGACCACGUCGUGUCAGAUGCAUGUUACGAUAACGCGAAGAGCGUCCGCGAAACUGCGAGAGAAAGAGAGAGAGAGUAUGCGUGUGCGUGCGUUUGUGUGUAUGCAUGCGUGCGCGUGUCCGUUGUGUGUGCGAUGCGAGUGCACGAGGGCGCACUUCGGGUGGAGUAGGCGUGAUCACGGAAAGCAAUCUAAGUUGAACCUAAAGUUGUUAGAUAUAUUAUUUGUAAGAUUACUGUAUGUUGCGUGAAUGCGAUUGAUGCGGCGGGAUAUCGCGAGCGGAACGAUCGAUCGGCGACGGAGAAGGGAGGUUUACCUGCCCGCACGCUCACUCAUUCGCUCGCCCGGGGGUCGUCAUCGAGGGCGAGCAUUCGGCACUCGUCGAGAGACGAGUUCCUAAUGUCCCGAGGAAAAACACUUUCGGACAUCGCGUGAGCGCGCCUACGAAGUCCCAGUCGAUUAUCCCGCAACGUCGACCGCGAAGGCGAGAUAGACUAUAGCUCGGUUUAAUGUAUGCGAUACGGAAGCGAUCUUGGAUAACGCACUAUGGUGCGUUAUUCGCGUAAGGGAACGCAAGCGGGGAGAGGAGACACCCUAACUGAAUAAUUAGUUACGACGACAUACUACUACGAUACGAGGAGGGAGAAAGGAUAGCCGAUAACGACUUAUUAAAAUAUAUCACUAGGACUAGCCAACGACUGUCUUAGGUUUCGAGUAUCGGGGCGCGUAGACUCUGGUUUCUCGGGAGGUUAGGAGAGGGAUGGAACGGGGAGGGGAUUCCGCUAUACACAUGGCGCCGUGUACUCUUUGCUUUCUUUCACCCGCGGAAGAGAUUACGGACGCGGAAGAGCGGAUGUGAUCUGUUGACCGAUUUUCUCUUAAUUUCAUCCGCCAUUCUUUCUGCUCUCGUGUCUCCGGCACCGUUUAUCUCCCGUAACGCUUCUCUUUUUCCCCCGUUUCUUUCCUUUUUUUUCUCUCUUCUUCUUCUUUUCUUUCUUUUACGACAAAUCCCACACCUCGAAGCAGAAAAUUGGAGCGAGCUCGCGCAUUCUCAAGGGAAGGAUACGGCGAUGAUGAGGGAUGACUUUUUCAUGAUACGAAUGGAUUAUUAAUCUCUUAAUAGUUCAUUCGUAUCGUGAAAAACCUCAUCUUUCAUCACCUUCGUAUUCUUCUCGAUUCGCUCCCUCUCUUUCUAUCUUUCCUUUUCUUUCUUUCUUUGCAUUCUGCUCGUUCCUGUCGACAGCAGAGCGAUCAAGGGUGGAAAUUAGGGCCGGGCAGUAGCGCGCCGUUAGUCGUUUGAAGCUCGAAGGAGCCGAUAUACCGCUUACGGGAUUCAAUUUAGCCGCACAGCAAGGGACGGAUCCGCAUCGCUCGAGGUAACACCGCCGUAGGGCGGUGCAUCGACAGUUUUGUUUAUGGAACGUACUCGUGAAUAUCGAUCUUCGUCUCGAAGCGCCCCUGUCAAACGUUCUGUUUGUUCGCACCGGGCGAUAUGUUUAUCGAUCAAAUUAAUUCGGCCACACGCGUCACUCCGCAUUUGUCGAACAAAAUUACAGCUCUUUCCAAACUUGGCAUAAGCGUACCGCGCAACUACUCGAAAUGUGGAGGAGGGAGGGAGAGAGAGAGAGAGAGAGAGAGAGGAAGGGAGGGAGAGAAAGAGAGAGAAAUACGUAAGAGAAGACGUUGGUUUGAUUUAUAUUUUCAUUAUCUCUUUUUUUUUUUCUGCGAUUUCUGCGUUUUAAGGAUUACGAUACAGGAUCGUUUCGCGAGAAUCUGUGCAAUCGGCUUAUCGGCGCGACUUUAAUCCGCGCUCCAUUGCGUACAAAUUACAACCGCACGAUCGAUCGAUUCACAGUACGCGCCGCCUAAAAAUUCAGACUCGUCGUCACGUACCGUGCGAUUAUCAUCGUUAACGACACGAUCGUAGAUAACUUUUAGUUCAAAGAAUUUCGUACGAUAAGAGACCCUCUUAGAUAUUCACCUAUUACCUAAACCUAAACAUCCAAUCGCUAUUUUUAUCAAAAAAAAAAAAAACAUGUUAAAAAUCUUUAAUAGUUAUCCAUUGUUCACUAUUGCUAUAAUAAAGUUUUGCUUUAAUAAAUGA
Messenger RNA from Dinoponera quadriceps, 9509 nucleotides. It is a transcript of the gene Sema2a, whose product is annotated as semaphorin-2A. The record is from RefSeq and is a predicted model, not a curated record. Gene Ontology annotation, molecular function: semaphorin receptor binding; chemorepellent activity. Gene Ontology annotation, biological process: neural crest cell migration; negative chemotaxis; positive regulation of cell migration. The transcript is spliced from 11 exons. Bases 1019 to 3220 code for a protein of 733 amino acids. Lineage: Eukaryota; Metazoa; Arthropoda; Insecta; Hymenoptera; Formicidae.